Oryctolagus cuniculus (rabbit) is the source of this 6744-nucleotide messenger RNA. RefSeq names its product desmocollin 2 (gene DSC2). Gene Ontology annotation, biological process: homophilic cell-cell adhesion. Gene Ontology annotation, molecular function: calcium ion binding. NCBI's taxonomy places the organism in Eukaryota, Metazoa, Chordata, Mammalia, Lagomorpha, Leporidae. Gene Ontology annotation, cellular component: plasma membrane; desmosome. The record is from RefSeq and is a predicted model, not a curated record.
GUCUUAGUACAGUCAGGGCUUCUGCGGGGCAGGGCCAGCGGCUGGGCCUGCCAGGCGGACACCGGGGCGGGGGAGAUGGGGCAUAUAGGUGGCGUCCGCCGGUGAGAAACACCUAGCGCGGGGAGAAGGGUGGCGGCGAGAGGGAGUUCCCACCUGUCGCCCUGUGAAGAAAUGGAGUCUUAAGAAAACAGCUAGGAGGGGCUCGUCGGUGUCUUUGGACGCGCCUGAGCCCCACCCUCGGCCAGAGGAAAAGCCCCUUGGGUGAGCGGCAGGCGCUUCAGAGAAACGGAGAAGAAAAGCGCCUCUCCGCGCGCUCCACCUCCUCGGCCUCGCACUCCUGCGGCGCCGCGGGCCCAGCCUGCUCCCCGGCCGCGCGGCCUUUCGCCCCGCCGCGCCCUUCCACCCCGGCUGGCCUCCAGGUGCCCCGGCCGGCGACCUGCUCCCGAACCGGCUCCAUGGCGGCAGCACGACCCGCGGGCUCCCGGAGCGGAGUCCUCUGCCGGCAGCUCCUGCUGACCCUCACGGUAUUAACACUUGCCUGUGAUGCAUGCAAAAAAGUGACCCUACAUGUUCCCUCUAAACUAGAUGCUGAAAAAUUUAUUGGUAGAGUUAACCUGAAGGAGUGUGUUAAAUUUCCAAGUCUAAUUCAUUCAAGUGAUCCUGAUUUCCAAGUUUUAAAAGAUGGUUCAGUCUUUACAACAAAUGCUAUUAUUUUGUCCCCGGAGAAGAGAAGUUUUACCAUAUUGCUUUCCAACACUGAAAACCAGGAAGAGAAGGAAAUAUUUGUCCUUUUGGAGGAUCAAACAGAGGUACCUAACCAAACGCUUUCUAAAGAGAAAGUUCUGCGACGUACCAAGAGAAGAUGGGCUCCCAUCCCUUGUUCAAUGCAAGAGAAUUCUUUGGGUCCUUUCCCCCUGUUCCUUCAGCAGAUUCAAUCUGACACAGCACAGAACUACACUAUAUACUAUUCCAUAAGAGGACCGGGAGUUGACCAAGAACCUCUGAAUUUAUUUUAUGUGGAGAGAGAUACUGGAAACCUGUAUUGUACUCGUCCUGUGGAUCGUGAGCAAUACGAGUCUUUUGAGCUCAUUGCUUUUGCAUCAACUCCAGAUGGGUACACACCAGAACUUCCACUGCCCUUACCAAUCAAAAUAGAGGAUGAGAAUGAUAACUACCCAAUUUUUACAGAAACAACUUAUGUUUUUACAGUUUUUGAAAACUGCAGAGUGGGUUCUACUGUGGGACAGGUAUGUGCAACUGACAAAGAUGAGCCUGACACGAUGCACACACGCCUCAAGUACUCUAUCCUUGAGCAGCUGCCGAGGUCACCCACCUUGUUCUCCAUGCAUCCACACACGGGUGUGAUCACCACAUCGUCAUCUCAGUUAGACAGAGAGUUAAUUGAUAAAUAUCAGUUGAAAAUAAAAGUACAAGAUAUGGAUGGUCAAUAUUUUGGUUUGCAGACAACUGCAACUUGUAUCAUUAAUAUUGGAGAUGUGAAUGACAAUAUGCCAACAUUUACCCAUCCUUCUUAUGCUGCAUCAGUGGAGGAAAAUACAGUUGAUGUGGAAAUUUUGCGUGUUACUGUUGAAGAUAAGGACUUAGUUAACACUCCCAACUGGAGAGCUAAUUAUACCAUUUUAAAGGGCAAUGAAAAUGGAAAUUUUAAAAUCACAACAGAUCCCAAAACUAAUGAAGGAGUCCUGUGUGUAGUUAAGCCCCUGAAUUAUGAAGAAACACAACAGGUGACCCUGCAAAUUGGCGUAGUUAAUGAAGCCCCAUAUUCACUAGAGGGUAGUUCAAGAUCAGCCAUGAGCACAGCAGUAGUUACCGUUAAUGUACAAAAUCAAGAUGAGGGCCCUGAGUGUAUCCCUCCAAUGCAAACUGUUCGAAUUAAAGAAAAUGUAGCAGUGGAUACAAGAAGCAAUGGAUAUCAAGCAUAUGACCCAGAAACAAGAAGUAGCAGUGGCAUAAGGUAUAGGAAAUCAAAUGACCCCAAAGGGUGGGUCACUGUUGAUGAAAACUCAGGCUCUAUCACGAUUAUCAGAAACCUGGAUAGAGAAGCAGAGAGCAUCAAAGAUGGAAUCUAUAAUAUUACAAUCCUAGCAUCAGAUCAAAGCGGAAGAACAUGUACUGGGACUUUGGGAAUUAUUCUUGAAGAUGUGAAUGAUAAUGGCCCGUUCAUACCUAGAAGGACAGUGACGAUCUGCAAAACCACCAUGUCCUCUGCAGAGAUCGUUGCUGUUGAUCCUGAUGAGCCCAUAAACGGCCCGCCCUUUGACUUCAGUCUGGCAAGUUCUGAUUCAGAAGUACAGAGAAUGUGGAGACUGGCAAAAAUUAAUGACACAGCAGUGCGGCUUUCCUAUCAGAAUGAUCCUCCAUUUGGGCCAUAUGUAGUACCCAUUAGAGUUACAGAUAGACUGGGCCUGUCUCAAGUCACUUCAUUGAAUGUUUUGCUAUGUGACUGCAUUACUGAAAAUGAUUGCACACUUCGCACAGGUGCAAGGACUGGCAAUGGGGAAGUAAAACUUGGAAAGUGGGCCAUCCUUGCAAUAUUGCUGGGCAUAGCAUUGCUAUUUUGUGUCCUAUUUACAUUAGUUUGUGGGGCUUCUGUGGCAACCAAGCAACCAAAAGUACUACCUGAUGAUUUAACCCAGCAGAACCUAAUCGUAUCAAACACUGAAGCCCCUGGAGAUGACAAAGUGGUGUAUUCCACAAAUGGCUUCACAACCCAUGCCGUGGGCACUUCUGCUCAGGGAGUUAGUGGCGCCGUGGGAUCAGGAGUCAGAAGUGGAGGGCAGGAGACCAUUGAGAUGGUGAAAGGACAGCAGACCUUGGACUCCUACCGGGGGGCCGGGCAUCACCACACCCUGGAUUCCUCCAGGGGAGGACACGUGGAGAUGGACAACUGCAGAUACACCUACUCGGAGUGGCACAGCUUCACUCAGCCCCGACUCAGUGAAAAAGUACAUCUGUGUAAUCAGGAGGAUGCUCAGAAGCGUGGUGAAGACUAUGUCCUCACGUAUACCUACGAGGGAAGAGGGUCCACAGCGGGUUCUAUUGGUUGUUGCAGUGAACGACAAGAAGAAGAUGGGCUUGAGUUUUUGGAUCAUUUGGAGCCCAAAUUUAGGACACUAGCAGAAACAUGCAUAAAGAGAUGAAUGUGUUCUAGAAAGUCUACAAAAGCCAAGUAACAAUAUUACAUUGUUGUUGUUUUUAUUUUAGUUACAAACAAGGACUUUUUCAAAAGUAGAAGAUGUUAUCUUUGGGACUUUUCUCCUUUUAUUCUGAUAGAAUCUCUUUGGCCAAGUGCAUUUACAGAGACUUUAUAAAGAAGUAUAUUCAUCUUUCAGUUUUUACCAGGCCUUUAAUUGUUUUCAUCAAGGAGUGCUACAACUAGAAAAAUUAGUGAAGUCUGCAUUAUUGUUUACAUUUGGGUAUAAUGACAAUAGCAAAUUUAGAGUGCAAUGAAGUGCAAUUGACUCAUGUCUAUGUUAUAGACUACUUGAAGUAUAACUCAAUAGAAGAUUGUUAGCUAAUUGUGUUUGGAAACUAUUUUCUUAUAUAUUCUAAAGUUUGCAUUAUUGCCAUUCCUUUAUCUUGUAAUAACCUCUCUUCAUGAUGCAAAGAGGGAUUUCUACCUAGUCAUCGACUGUUAUUGCAAUUCCUUUGUGGUGUAGUUUAGUUUUAGGUUUUAGUCUAUGUAAAAUCCUACACUGAAUCUACACUUACUCGAUUACCUACUUGGUCAGUGAAAUUUAAGUCUCAAAAAUGCUUUCAGAAUGUAUUUUUAUUCUUGCAAAAUUUUUGUCUUUAAAAUGCCAGAUGGUCUCUCUCCAUCUUUCUCUUCCUAUUCUCUUUAUUUCUCUUUUCUAUGUCUUUAAAUUUUAUACUUAAGUUGGGAAACUCAAGUAUUUUUAAGGGCUGUCUACUUUAUUAUUUUCUCUUUUGAAGUGAAUUAUUCUUUUUUGGGAGGUUAUUUUUAGCACAUCCUUUAAAAAAAAAAAAGCAAUGUACUGUUAACUUUAUUGUUGUGAAUAUCUUGGUGAUUGCUCUUUUGUUCCUCAACAAAGAAUCUUUAAUUUUGUAGCGAAAUUAUAGAAUGAUGUCAUACUUUAUUAGAUGCAGCAUUGUAUAUUACCAAAACAAUGGCUUAAUUAGAACUGGUAUGUAGUAACGAUAGCACAUUUACAGUUUGUAUAUUUCAUGCAAGGAUAUAGUUCACAAAUGCAAAAUAGUGAUGGUUUUGAAAUAAGCUUUGAAAUACAGUUGAAAGCUAUAUAGGGUACAUGUUUUAUAACUUCAUAGAUGAGAUGCCUACUCAUAUCUAUGUGUUUGUAAAGUUACUUUGAAAAAUAUUUUAAAAUUGUUUUUAACAAAUAUAAAAAUGGGCCAAAUAUUUAAGUUUUUAAAAACUAAAUUAGCAGCCAACCAAAUUUUAGGUGAGCUAUCAUGGCUUAUAUCAGUGAGUGAAUUUCUCUGUAAACUAAUGAUAUGGACCGUUUAAAAGUUGUUCUAGUAUUUCUGAUUGUUAAUAAUGUGGCUGUCUUUAAUUUAGAAGGUUGGCUUAUAACAAUUAAUUUUCAGAGUUAACAUUGGAUAAUUAUUUGAUAACCUGCUUAUCUUUUCAAUACUACAUUACUGCUGAGUCUAAAAUAUAAUUUCCCAAAGUUUUAAUAAAUUAUGAAGAUUCUUAUAUUUUACUAUGACAAAGUAAGUUAAGUAGUUUUUUAAAAUUAGUGUGAAUUUGUUAAUAAUGGCUCUGGUGUAAGUUUAAGGGAUUGUGUUUUUCUUAUUUAGAGAAGCAAAUCCUUUUCUGGAAUCCUGGGACAUUUUUUUUUUAAGAAUUUGGAAUUUGAUUUGCAACUAUCUUUGGUGUGUUGUUACCGCUGCAUUUAUGUAAAUGUUCUAACAACUGCGAUGCUAUGGCAUAUUGGUUAAACUGUGUACUUUUUCCAUGUCUGUUUUUGUCAUCUUCAAAUGGGGGCUGAUAUUGGAACUCCUUUCUGAGGCUGGUUGUAAGAUGUUUGAUUAAAAACUGGUUUGUAACAUGAGAGUCAUGCAGAGUGGUCCCCCUUAAAGGCAUUCCUAAUAAUAACAGCUAAUUUUAAAUAAGUUACAUCUGCAGCCUCUUUCAUGUUAAAAAAAUAAAUUAAGAAAAUCAGAUACUGAAAAUAAUUUUUUCUUUGGCCUUGGAACAUUUGUCAGUUGACAGUAUGUCUCUUCCCAAAGAUCACCUGCUGACUGGUUCUUAUAGAGCCAGUUGUUCAGAAUGGACAGUGUGAAGAUUGCUGUACUACCUCUUAGCUGAGUGACUGCCUAGUUUGAAAUACCGUGAAAGUAAUAGGUUCAGAUCGGAUGGAAAGCAGAAUCUCUACUUACGUAUGUGUAAGAUGACUCCCUCAAGCCUUUCUGCAACCGUUCACCCAGCUGUCCUGCAGACACUAGCGAUCCCUUGCCUAGGACUCUAUGGCUUUUUGGUAUUUGCCAUAGUAACUUUAAGGGCAAAGAUUCCAGAGUAAGAUGUCCUGGUACAUAUCUCAGCUCUCCCCUUACUAGCUGUGGGAUUUGAGAAGUCACUUAAGCUUUCUCUGCCUAAUUUCCUUUUUUGUAUUGAGGAGAGGGGAGGACUCUGCUUGACUGAACUGUUCUUGAAAUUGAAAGAGUUGAUUCGGGGUGACAGCAGGUUCCACCAUUGCUUGGGAUGCCUGCAUCUCAUAUCAGAGUGGCCAGCAUACCAGCUUCUCCAUUGCUGACCCUGCUUCCUGUUAAUGUGCCUGGAGAGCAGCAGAUGAUGGGACAAGUACUUGGGUUACUUUCCAUCCACAUAGGAAACCUAGAUGAAGUUCCUGACUCCUCAUUUUAGCCUGGCCGAAACCCUGCUAUUGUGGCAUUGAAGUUCUUUUUCUCUCUGUCUCUCCCUUUCUUUGUCACUCUGCCUUUCAAAUAAAUAAAUCAUUUUUACAGAGUUAAUUCAUGGGGCCAGCGCUGUGGUGUAGCAGGUAAAGCAAAUGUCUGCAGUGCCAGCGUCCCAUAUCGGCGCCAGUUCGAGUCCCAGCUGCUCCAUUUCCAGCUCUGCUAUGGCCUGGAAAAACAAUAGAAGAUGGCCCAAGUCCUUGGGUCCCUGCACCCACAUGGGAGCACAGAAGCUCCUGGCUCCUGUCUCCUGGCUUCAGAUCGGCCCAGCUCCAGCCUUUGCUGCCAAUUGGGGUGUGAACCAGUGGAUGGAAGAUUUUCUCUCUCUCUCUCUCUCUCUCUCUCUCUCUGCCUCUUCCUCUCUGUAACUCUGCCUUUCAAAUAAAUAAAUAAAUCUUUAAAACAAUUAAUUCAUGAGAAGUGUCAGUACAGAAGUAGCACUCACUGUAUCUUGACUGUUAGUAUUGUUCGGGGAGGAGACUGUCUCGGUUGGGAAUCCUCAUGGAUUUGGUUUCACUCUGCAGCUGACAUCUUUCCAUGAUGUUUCUGUCCAUCUCUCCCAGAAACUUGACCAGUCUUUUUCCUGCCACACCCUUUGGGGAAUGUCCUAAUAGUUUCCAGGUCUGUCAUUGUUGGUAUUCAGGAAGCUUACUCAUUCAAGGCCCAUCAAUCAGUGUGAAUAUCGAGACUUCUCUAAAAAGCCAGUUAAAACUCCUAAUCAGACAUAGAAGUGGACAUUAAAAAAUUCAUGGAAAUAUGUUUUAUGAAUAUAUUAUGCUUGUAUUCCAAGAUAUUUUUGCACUGAAAUAAAUGUAUCUUUUAAUUCAA